AUGGGCUGCAUGAAAUCAAAGCAAACUUUCCCAUUUCCUGCCACAUUUGAGAAUGCAAAGCAACAUGCAAGUGAAGAAAGCUUUAUGCUGGAAGAGAGAUUUCUACCAAGGAUGCCUUCUCCAGUUGUUCCAGUUGUCAAAGAGAAAGUGGAAACACCCCCAGUGCCCAAUCUUGUGGUCCUCGAAUAUGCACACCGUCUGUCCGAGGAAAUCUUGAAUGAUGCCUUGCAGCAGUGGGCAUGCAAUAACAUCAAAUACUGUGAUAUCCCAUACAUUGAGAGUGAGGGGCCUUGA
Orycteropus afer afer is the source of this 294-nucleotide messenger RNA. The record is from RefSeq and is a predicted model, not a curated record. NCBI's taxonomy places the organism in Eukaryota, Metazoa, Chordata, Mammalia, Tubulidentata, Orycteropodidae.